Messenger RNA from Postia placenta MAD-698-R-SB12, 1641 nucleotides. RefSeq lists its product as hypothetical. The coding region runs from base 1 to 1641 and encodes 546 amino acids. NCBI's taxonomy places the organism in Eukaryota, Fungi, Basidiomycota, Agaricomycetes, Polyporales, Adustoporiaceae. The transcript is spliced from 2 exons. The record is from RefSeq and is a predicted model, not a curated record.
AUGGCUCGUGACGAUGGCACCAGCGCCGACCCCAAGGUCGAUGAGGCUCGCAGUCUGCUUGACCAAGAGAUUACGCAACUCAAGCAGUCUAUACACCACCUCAGCGUCCGGCGCAACAUUCUGGCACCAGUCUCACGCCUCCCAGUGGAAAUGCUCACCGAGAUCUUCCUUCAAAGUGCAGAUGAUGAAAGCGAUCCAAUAAGAAAGUACUGGCGCGGUGUGGCCCUUCAAACUGCGCAGCUAUGGACUCGUAUCGAAGUCAAGAACGAGGCGUGGGUUCAACGUCUACUGAAUCUCUCUAAGAACCUUCCGGUCACCGCCUGUUUCGAUGCUCGGUUUGGAUUUACCCCGGAUAACUACCAAGGUGGUCUGUUGCUGGCAGAACAUCCCGGUCGUCUGCGUGGUAUCAGAAUCAUAGUGGCUGCACCAUACGAGACGAUACUGUGUGAUCUACUCAAACAGAUCCCUGCGCCUGCACUGGAAUCUAUAGUAUGGGAAGACACUCAUCGCUCUGAAUCUCAAGAUCCCAACUCGAUUGCAUCCAACUUGUUCAAGGGCAACACGCCUUCACUCAAACGGAUAGACCUCCAUCAUUGCGGCUGGCAAUGGAACUGCAUGCUCUUUCGCAACAGUGUCACGCGUCUGGUCCUUGACAGGAGUUUCACACCGUGCAAUCCGUCACUGCUGCAGCUCGCGAGCGCACUAGUCCGGAUGCCUAUGCUUGAAUAUCUUGAGCUCGAGGACAUUCAAGCUACUCCGCAUCAUUCAGCCUUCCCUAACCCCAUCCCGGAACUGUGCCUAUCCCGCCUCAAGUUUGUUCGCAUCAUUGCUUCCACAGCAUCCUGUGUGAGUAUCCUGUCAGUGCUCUCGGUCAUCCACCCAGAAGCACAGAUAGAACUCGAUUGCACCCUCGAAGAUGACUAUGACACGACACACGUUUGGCGUCUCGGUUACGAGAUACGUGGGCUAUGUCGACGGAGCACGACUACCGAUGAAGGAACGCAGUACCGCAGCUUGAUGAUGCUCGAGCAACCCGAUCCUGAUGAAUUGUGUCUAUAUCUAUACGCUUGGACAGCCUCUCUCGCGACGGAGGUCCUACCAGUCUCUCGCAGUCAAUGUUCUCUUCAAAUUUGUCUACGUCCAGGAUAUAUGCCCUUCACGUACAAAGCGGCGCUCAUAGAAGAUAUACUCAGCGGCGAGUUCCCCUUCGAGAAUGUUGAGUCGCUUCAUUUGGCUCCCCCUCUAACUGAACCCCGACUCGGCAUGUAUAAUUGGGCUGCUAUCAUGCUGAACACCUGCCAGCGUCUCAAAGAACUAUGGCUAGUGGGUGAACUUACCGGAUGCGUGCUCGGAGCUCUCGCUGACUUAUGUGAGCUCAACGGAACCGAAGACGGCGAGUUCGUCCUAUGUCCUCUUCCUCUCCAAACAUUGCAGCUGGUAACUCUCGAGGACGUCGAUUUUGCGAGAUCCGGCCAAGGUGAGGAGUCAGCAAGAGUCCAGCUGUUCCGCAUGUUGGUCCAGCAUCGGACUUGGGGGCAGGGAGAUGUGCAAGUCCGCCUAUGUUUGUGUCAUAACGUCGACAUCAUUGGCCAAGAGAUCCAAGUCUGGAGGAACAUAACUGUAUCGGACGAAAUUAGUUGA